This is a messenger RNA of Exophiala viscosa, 2158 nucleotides long. Its product is annotated as MATE family multidrug resistance protein. Gene Ontology annotation, molecular function: antiporter activity; xenobiotic transmembrane transporter activity. The coding region runs from base 361 to 1863 and encodes 500 amino acids. Gene Ontology annotation, biological process: xenobiotic detoxification by transmembrane export across the plasma membrane. Lineage: Eukaryota; Fungi; Ascomycota; Eurotiomycetes; Chaetothyriales; Herpotrichiellaceae. Gene Ontology annotation, cellular component: membrane. The transcript has a single exon. The record is from RefSeq and is a predicted model, not a curated record.
UUUGAGAAGUACGAACGUGAUGGAGUGUAGAAAAUCCCACCACCAUCGAACCGAAUCCUAUGUACAGCCUCGCUUAUAAGCGACUUCAAUGCAGAGUAGCCUGGAGAAUGGCCCUCGAUAAGCUCCAGAAUGGGGUUGACUCCAAUACCCGCAGCGUUGAUCACUUGAAAACUUCCACACCGCCCAUCCUCCAACUUGACAGACAUGCAGGACUUCCAUCUUCGUCGAACAUAACCACUUGAUUCACAGUUGUCCCUCUAGUUCACGUCAUCUUGCGGAAGUCAUGAUACUCCGCAUAUGACACUGUGGAGAGGAACAAAAUUCGAGAUUUGGUGACAGGUGAACCUAAAGUUACACAAGAUGGCUGGACGUCGUCCCUCCGAGACAGCCGCUCUACUCAACGAGCAUGGAAUUGACGACUUUAGGAAGUCCGUGGCUCAGGCCGAGGAGAGAAACUAUGGUACCGCUGGAGUAGAUGAGGAGAUACCCUCGAGCAAAGAUCCAAACCUCGAAACGACAUGGAAAAUCGAAACGGGCUUCGUCGCUCGAUACUCGGGGCCACUGAUAUUGACCUACUUCCUUCAAUAUUCCUUUUCCCUUGUUACUGUCUUUGUGGCUGGGCGACUAGGCACCAAGGAGCUGGGCGCAGCCUCACUUGCUACCAUGACUGCUAAUAUCACCGGACUUUGCAUAUACGAAGGGUUGGCAACGAGUCUUGACACACUCACCUCCCAGGCCUUCGGAAAUGGCAAAAAGCAGCAGGUGGGACUGCACGUACAACGUAUGUGCUUGCUGGUUUGCGUGGUCACCAUUCCUAUCGGCGCUGUUUGGAUCUGCUCACCUUGGAUUCUGGCAGCUCUGGUUCCCGAAAAGGACGAGGCACAUCUGGCGGGCAUGUUCAUGCGAAUCUAUCUGCUCGGUGCGCCUGGUUGGGCGAUAUUCGAGGCAGGGAAGCGACUUUGUCAGGCGCAGGGUGACUUCACAGCAUCACUUGUGGUCAUUGUAAUUUGCGCACCGUUGAACAUCCUCUGGAAUUGGCUGCUUGUCUUCCGCCUCAACCUAGGCUUUGCUGGUGCAGCUUGGGCUGUUGUGAUUUCGAACAACCUACAACCAGUUGUUCUAGCCAUCUACGUCGCUGUUUUUGCGAGAUCAAAUUUGCAGUGUUGGCCAGGACUACAGCUACGACGCGCCUGCGCAAACUGGGGCCCCAUGGUCAAGUUAGCCUUGCCUGGUGUGCUGAUGACAUUCUCAGAAUGGCUUGCAUUUGACGUCCUCUCCAUUGCUGCUGGCCAUCUCGGCCCAACCGAGCUUGCUGCUCAAUCAGUCCUGAUGACCGUCGCCGUUACCAUCUACCACGUUCCAUUUCCCACGUCGAUCGCAGCCUCGACACGAUUUGGGAAUCUGAUCGGGCAUGGCGCGUUAAAUGCUGCCAGAAUAGCAUGGAAGACGCAUUACAUCAUCUUUGUCUGCAUUGGACUUUUUGACGUUGUUCUUUUGACCUCUUGUCGCCAUGUCAUUGCGGCCAUAUUUACCACUGACGAUGCUGUACGUGCUGUUAUCGCCACAGUCAUCCCAAUCAUGGCAGCGGCACAGCUAUUCGACGCCCUAGUGGCCAUUUCCAAUGGUCUGCUGCGUGGGUUAGGGAGACAGAAAAUAGGGGGAUGGGUGAACCUGGGCGUAUACUACCUGUUUGCUCUGCCCUUGUCGUUUUUUCUGACUUUUGGGCCGGCCCAGAUGGGACUGAGCGGUUUGUGGAUUGGUCCUUGUGCCGGGCUCGGCUGUGCUUCCCUGACGAUGACACUCUAUAUGCGAUUCACCAAUUGGGAAAAGGCGGUGGAAGAUGCAAGGGCUAGAGAAGAGUAAGGGAUGGUCAAUCGAGCGAUGCGCUUAUCUCUGGCCUACGAAAAGAUUCUGCGGCUGGCUAUCAGCGGUUGAGACGCAUAUGAGGCGGAGUGUUAUCAACCGAGCAUAAAAAGCUAACCUGGGAACUGGUUUGCGCACGACCAUCUUACAGCAGAACCCCUACCAGAGCUUAUUCGACAAGCAUAACGAUGUCAUCUUCGCUGCCAGACAAGGCCGGCAAAGUUGCGUUGGAUGCAGGGCGCGUUCUUUGUUAUUCCGGAGCCAGCCGCACACAACCGAGAUUAACCGCAGUAUG